This is a messenger RNA of Acaromyces ingoldii, 1269 nucleotides long. RefSeq names its product isocitrate dehydrogenase NADP-dependent. The transcript has a single exon. The coding region runs from base 1 to 1269 and encodes 422 amino acids. Gene Ontology annotation, cellular component: mitochondrion. Gene Ontology annotation, molecular function: magnesium ion binding; NAD binding; isocitrate dehydrogenase (NADP+) activity. Lineage: Eukaryota; Fungi; Basidiomycota; Exobasidiomycetes; Exobasidiales; Cryptobasidiaceae. The record is from RefSeq and is a predicted model, not a curated record. Gene Ontology annotation, biological process: isocitrate metabolic process.
AUGGCGUCACAAAAGAUCAAGGUUUCCGGCUCCGUCGUCGAGAUGGACGGCGACGAGAUGACCCGGAUCAUCUGGCAGAAGAUCCGAGACGAGAUGAUCCUGCCCUUUGUCGACAUUGACAUCAAGUACUACGACCUCAGCAUCACCAACCGAGACAAGACCGAGGACCGUGUUACCGUCGAGGCGGCCGAGGCUAUCAGAAAAUACAAGGUCGGCAUCAAGUGCGCCACCAUCACGCCGGACGAGGCGCGCGUGGAAGAGUUCAAGCUCAAGAAGAUGUGGUUGAGCCCCAACGGCACGAUCCGUAACAUUCUCGGCGGUACCGUCUUCCGCGAGCCCAUUGUUCUGGACAAGAUUCCCCGGCCAGUGCCUGGCUGGACGAAGCCGAUCUGCAUUGGCAGGCACGCCUUUGGAGACCAGUACCGGUGCCAGAACUUUGCCGUCGACAAGGCGGGCAAGUUCACGAUGCAAUUCACUCCCGAGGACGGCUCCGAGCCCAUCAAGUGGGACAUCUUCAACUUCCCCAAGGACGGAGGCGUGGGUAUGGGCAUGUACAACACGACCGAGUCCAUCACUGGCUUUGCGCACGCAUCCUUCAAGAUGGCCCUCGAGAAGAACAUGCCCCUAUACAUGUCGACUAAGAACACCAUCCUCAAGGCGUACGACGGCAAGUUCAAGGACAUCUUCCAGGACGUGUACGAAAAGGAAGGGUACAAGAAGCAGUUCGAGGCAAAGGGUCUCUGGUACGAGCACCGUCUCAUCGACGACAUGGUCGCCCAGGCCAUCAAAGGCGAAGGCGGCUUCGUCUGGGCCACCAAGAACUACGACGGCGACGUGCAGUCGGACAUUGUUGCCCAGGGCUUCGGCUCGCUGGGCAUGAUGACGUCGGAGCUCAUCACCCCUGAUGGCCAAAUCUUGGAAGCUGAGGCGGCACACGGCACCGUGACGCGGCACUUCCGCGAACACCAAAAGGGACGCGAGACUUCGACCAACUCGGUCGCAUCCAUCUACGCCUGGACUCGGGGCCUGCUCUUCAGGGGCAAGCUCGACGGCAACGAGGAGCUUCAGACAUUUGCCCGCGAGCUCGAAAACAGCUGCGUGGAGGCUAUUGACAAGGACGGCAUCAUGACGAAGGACCUCGCCCUGGCUAUCCACGGCAAGAACAUGAAGAGGGAGCACUAUGUCCUCACGACCGAGUUCCUCGACCACGUCAGGGAUAGUCUCAAGAAAAAGCUCGCUUCGCAGGGCAUCGCCGCUGGCAAACUCUAG